Loxodonta africana (African savanna elephant) is the source of this 1207-nucleotide messenger RNA. Its product is annotated as small ubiquitin-related modifier 2-like. Gene Ontology annotation, cellular component: nucleus. Gene Ontology annotation, molecular function: ubiquitin-like protein ligase binding; protein tag activity. The transcript is spliced from 2 exons. Bases 830 to 1111 code for a protein of 93 amino acids. Lineage: Eukaryota; Metazoa; Chordata; Mammalia; Proboscidea; Elephantidae. Gene Ontology annotation, biological process: protein sumoylation. The record is from RefSeq and is a predicted model, not a curated record.
UUUCAAUGGCAAAGAAAAAAAAAAAAAGAAACCAGCUAGAUUUUACCAAUAGGAGUUUGAUUAAAUAAGCUGUGAUUAAAUUAAACCCAACUAAAUACAAGGAUUCCAACUAACCUGUGAUUACAUUAAACCUGACUAAAUACAAGUUGGAAUCCUUGUAUUUGGUUGGGUUUAAUUUAAUCACAGGUUAUUUAAUCCAGGAAACGGUUUCCUGUGCUCUGUUUCCAGGUCUACAGUUGGGCUGGUGGUAUGCAAAGGUGAGGAGUUUAAAUAUUCUGUGUUUCAUAGACUCUAAAACUUCCUACAUUUGCUUCUCUAGGCACCAGCUAGUCCAAGAAGCCAAAUUUCUCUGGAACCUUAUUACAGUGGGCUGUUGUAUAACUUCACUGUUUAAGAUAUCUUGGUGACUGCUCACUCACAUUAAACCAAAUUAGGUCUUAAGGCAGAAUGGGAAAAGUGAGAAGCACAAAAAAAAAAAAUUGUGAAAAACAGUGAAUAACUUGAAAUAUUACCGAAAUCUCUUGACAUUUGUUGUUUCAAUGUUAUGGUAUUAAAACUGGAAAGAAGUACAAGUGAGUUUUUUAGAGGAAGGAACAUUGGAAUAUCAUGUGAGAUUCCGUGGAACGUUUAAAGGUCUAGAAAAAGGAUUCAUGGUAAUUUACCAGUAUCUUUGUUACAGUGCCUCUAUCUAAUUUUGAACAAAAGUUUUGUGUCUUUUUCUGCCUUAAGAAUAAGUUCUCAGUGCUCUUGGUGCUGCUUCUGUGCUCAUUCAGUGCGGACCUGGUACCUCUUUUGUGAAGCAGCAGCUGAGGAGACUACAGGGCGCAUCAUGGCUGACAACAAACCCAAGGAAGGAGCCAAGACUGAAAACAACAAUCGUAUUAAUUUGAAGGUGGUGGGGCAGGAUGGCUCUGUGGUGCAGUUUAAGAGACAUACAACACUUAGUAAACUAAUGAAAGCCUAUUGUGAACGACAGGGUUUGUCGAUUAGGCAGAUCAGAUUCCAGUUUGAGGGGCAGUCAAUAAAUGAAAGAGACACAAUUGCACAACUGGAAAUAGAGGUUGGAGAUACAAUCGAUGUGUUCCAGCAGCUGGCAGGAGGUGUCUUCUAAAAAGGGAGCCUGCUACUUUACUUCAGAACUCUGUGCCUGCAGACCAAGAACACAUUCUCAAUUAGAAAACCACAAUUUGGCUCCACCACAUCCUGA